Messenger RNA from Exophiala oligosperma, 2099 nucleotides. RefSeq lists its product as uncharacterized. Gene Ontology annotation, biological process: RNA splicing. The coding region runs from base 276 to 890 and encodes 204 amino acids. NCBI's taxonomy places the organism in Eukaryota, Fungi, Ascomycota, Eurotiomycetes, Chaetothyriales, Herpotrichiellaceae. The transcript has 3 exons. The record is from RefSeq and is a predicted model, not a curated record. Gene Ontology annotation, cellular component: exon-exon junction complex; cytoplasm; nucleus. Gene Ontology annotation, molecular function: mRNA binding.
CAACUAAACCUUGGCACGCAGACACGCAGACUUCACCUUUUUGGGCGCCCGCCAACUACGAACAACCACAUGCCGGUGCGUCGCCAACACCACUGCCACGACGACAUACAGUGACCACCCCUUCCGCCCUCCUCAAUACGCGUUGUCCUCCCCACCUCCUUUUUGGGAACUUUUCUUUCGUCUCGCGCGCGAUACCUCUCCCCGCCCUACUCGACCUCCUCGUACCAACCAGACAACGAUUUCCCAUUCUCCUUCUUGCGCCGCGCACCUCACCCAUGUCUACAGAAAUGGAGAUUGAUGCCGCGCCCCCGGCAGUAUCAGAUGACCCCAAGACCGUCGGCGGCACAUCGUCGCCGACGACCGAAGAGACCACGAAAGCCAACAGCAACGCGGGGUCCGAGGCGCGCACCGUCCAGAACGCCGUGGCGGUCCGCAGCAUCGAGGGUUGGAUCGUGAUCGCGACAAACAUCCACGAAGAAGCCACCGAGGAGGACAUUACCGACUUGUUCGCCGAGUACGGUGACAUCAAGAACCUACAUCUCAACUUGGAUCGAAGGACAGGAUACGUCAAGGGCUACGUACUCAUCGAGUAUCCCACACAAGUCGAAGCCGCGGCUGCCAUCAAGGCACUCAACGGGGCAAAACUUCUCGAUCAGACCAUCUCGGUCGACUACGCGUUCGUGAGACCACCGCCCAAAGACAACAAGGGCGGCCGAGGUGGCCCCGGAGGAGGAGGAGGAGGAGGCAAGGGGAACGAACGUCGCGGCGGCGGCGGUGGUGCUCGUGGUGGUGCGAGGAGCCGCAGCCGGAGCAAGUCGAGGAGUAGGAGCCGAAGCGUCGACAGGCACCGAAAAGGAGACGGAGACGGAGACAAGAUGGACAGAGAUUGAUGCGAAUGAACACAAUGAGACCGGGCGAGAGAAGCACACAGGACGCGACCGGAUUGAAGUCACUGGUCUUCGUUGCGCUACGAUCGAUGCUCAUCACGCUGGUCAAGCGUCGCAUCAAGCCGUUUUUUCGAGCGUGGCAAUCCACCGUGCCCGGCUGCAUGGAAAUCAACCAGAUAUUUUUUGCUGGCACGAGACCCACGACAAGAGACUCCUAGACUCACUCAAUUAUUUGCGCUUGGUUAGCCAGCCAGGGCCGUCACUCGGAUGCCACAAAAAAAGGGCUUUGUUGACGGCUACAUAGCGAGAGACAGAACCUGUCUUCGAACCAAAAAGUCUGCAUUCUCACAUUGUGAAUUCAGCUGCCAUGCGUGGUCUUAAUUGACCACUCCUUCGCUCCAUUGGAUUCGGACAAAGUUGCUUUUUGGGCGCUCGUGAAGCUGGUGGGUAUUUUUGAUCGACAUUUCUUUGUCAAGGCCCUAAAGCCUUCCAGCAGAAACAGGCCGCCCUAUGCUCACAGAUUUAUUUAUGAAAGGUCUCAGGCCGUGAAUCCCAUCAAGCAAAACACCAAGCUGGCCCUCAGGCUGGGUUCCGCCAUCUUCCUAAGAGAUGACAAGUGAGGCACAGAAUAUCUCAGCCUCGUGGCCAGCUCAUGCCUCGACCAAUAGGCCCACUCCCUCAAGAGAAAAGACUUUUAUUCAUUACGGAACACGACGCCCUCCGCCCGGGGGAAAAGACCCAGAAAUGAUUGUGGAGGGAAUGUCCGGCCCUGCUUUGAGAUAAUUCGAUGAUCAUGUUUUUGGUGGUAUCUUCAAGACCCAUUUGUACUUUUUGGCUCAAUCAGUCUUACGAUUUGAAGGUCCGUCACUUCAUGCAUGCCUUUGCCUGCAAAGUUACAGUUGUGUCUUCCGCACGUAGACGAGUGUGACACAUUUGGACAAUGGUGGCUCGCGAAACAGUCGUGACGUCGGCAGCCAGAACCAAUGCUGCAAGCAAGCCUGCGAGCCUUGAUUCUCAGUGCGAGAUAGACCCCUUCUGUGAUGGACGCAUGAUCGUACUUACAAUUUUCAUCGGCGCAGGCCGAACGCAGAUGAUGUUCGUUACACAAUUUUUUGUUCCGCGUUCGAAGGUCGCAUAGUUCUUGGUCCUCGGAGGAAGGCUUUGGCAGUUUCAUGUCGAUCCUCUGGUCGAAUCUGUUCAACGCAAUUGGUG